ACUGAGGUCGUGCUGGUAGUAGUGGUGUUGGUACAGUUGUAUCCUCUCGCGGGCGCAGGAUACGCGGGGCCGCCACCACCACACACAGUCCCGUUUCGGCUGUGGCAUUUUGCAAAGUUCAGAAGCACCACUUUUUUGUUGGUCGGUCGGUCGGUCGGUCGGUCCGUCCCGUUGGCUGGUUGGGUUGAUUUAUGCCGAGCGCACACCAGCGGCUGAAGUGUGAUUUAUGCAAGCGUUUGCCGAGGACACUCGGUCGGUCGGUCGGUCGGGCUUUUGUGUUUUCCGUUCGGUGUGUGUCUGUUUGCUCGGUGUAAGGCCUCUGGAAGGCGUGUAGUGUGCCGAGCAGUAGUGGCCAUGUGAAACCUGCUAGUGAUUGUGUAUGAUUGUGUAUAUUAGCCCGCUGUCUCGAUCGUUGUCGCCAUCGUUGUGUCGCACCCCUCGCCCUGCGCGUUAAUUGUCUCCUCGCGGCAGCCCGCUCCCUUACUUCGACCCGGGGUGGUGUGCUGGAUUUUAAUUGUAGCAUCCCGCAAACUGCCCGCCAUAGCCUACUACUACACACUCUUUCCCGUCUCCCUGGCUAGCACCUUACCCCUGUUGUAUGGCUGCAAGGGGCUGCUACUGCUGCUGUACUGCCAUCACCACCACCAACCAUCAAUCGUGAUUGUGAGAGCGUGUGCAAAUGUGUGAGUGUAUGUGCCGCCGUGUACUAGCCAAAGGCCAAAUUUAGUCUUUGAUCGCGGCGUUAUCGCGUGCGAAUCCUUUUCGUCUUCUUCUUCAUCUUCUUCCUCGGUUGCUCAAUUUACCACGGCCAAAAAAGCCCCGGCCAGCUAACAAGCGGGGGCUCAGCAGAAAUAAUCAAUCAUACCAACAGCACCGAAUGUGUGUGCGUGUGUGUGUGUGUAUGUGUGUCGGUUCGGUACUACACCAACCCAGGUCCGACAAUAACGGGGCCAGGAGAGGCAGCAGCGCGAAAUAGUACCCGAGUAGCCCCGGUCAUACACUAAAAAAAGCGAAAUCAUCUCUCCCGGAGGUUUUUCGAUUGUGCCGUGUGCUCAACAGCGUGUGGUGCAAGAAGUACACAAAGAAAAAGAAGAAGAUAGUAACACUCCACCCCCUCACCCUACAGUUUUUGGUGCCACCAAGUGUGUUUGUGUGUGUGUGUGUUUGUGUGCGACUGUGAAUUGGUGGUUACGUGCGUGAAAAACCCGUUCAUUCCCAUUGCUUUUGUGUGUCCCUCAGUCCGAGCAGUGUGGCCAGUGAGCCCCGAAUGGCUUAACGGAGUGACCCGGGGGUGGCGCGUGUGUGUGUGUGUGUGUGUGUGUGUGUGUGUGUGUGAAAAGCCGCGGACGGAAUUUCGUUUGCGGGAAGGAGGAGGAUCGCACGUUCAGACAGCUCUAAUUAGCACCUUCGGCGACAUUGCCAGCAUUCCCAGUGCAGGGGGAACCCAGAGAGGAGCGCAAGAGCAGCGUGCGGAUAGAAGGCAGCGGGACGACGAUGGCUAGCGGACGGGCACGGUUGCCACCAACGCCCGGGACGGUGGGUGCCGUAUCGGCCGCUUCCUGCACCCGCCCAACACUGACCGAGCUGCACACCAACAACAAUCUGUACCAUGCGUCCUCCACCACCAUGGGAGCCGGUGAGGGUGGAGUCGGAAGUUCUGCAGCAGCAGCAGCCGUCGAGUAUCAGCAUCCGAUGCACCAUUCGUCGCACGUCGCCCAACAGCAUCUGGCGGGGGUGGCCGGUACAGUGGUGGUGGGCGCUGGUCAUCACCCCCAUCAGCAUCAUCAGCAUCACCACCAGCAGGAAGCGGGCAUGACCGCAGGCGCUACUACCUCGCAGAUGCUGCCGGACGUCGCGCUACUAGGACACGGCGUGACGCAAUCGCUGCGCAAACCGUUCGAUGCUCCCAGACACAUCCCCGAACGACCGAGCCAGCUGGCCGACGAAAGCGAUUGGAUGAGCGAUUAUGCGGAUAGCAAUCUGAAGCGGCGCAGCUCCAUCUCGAAAGACUACCUACCGGCCGGGGCGACGACGUCCGCGACGACGGACUGGCUAAGGAAGAGCAUACGCCGCUCGUGGACAAUAUCCAAUGCAGAAGAUGAUAACGGGGCCACGCGCGACCCGGACGUGCAGCCCUACCCGAACCCGCACCUGCCCCGCAAGCAGUCGCAAAGCAGCUACCCGUCGCUGGUGAAGCAUCCCUACUUCAAUCCCCUCUCGAUGGCGGACGAGGACGAGUACGGCGAGGAGGAGGAGGCGAUGGCGGCGGCGGAGGAGCACAUGGGCGGCAAUCACCGGCCGUCGGCGGCCCUGCGCCGCGCCAUGCCCCCGAGACAGUCGACGCUGCCGAACCCGGACGGUGGCGCCAUCUACUACGGCAGCAAUAACAAUCUGAUGCCGCCGGGCGCCGCGUCCGUGUCGCCGAAGCAGCAGCUCAGCCCGAGCCCCCAGUACGGCACCAGCCCGUACCACACGGACAAUGAGGCGGACAACGAGACCGGGUCGGACCAUCGGUCGCCGCUCGCGGCGCGCUACAAAAUACGCCGACAGUCGACGCUGCCCUGCAAACCGAACGAGAUGCAGCUGGAGGGGGGGAGCGGCGGUGGCGGCGGUGGACCGCUGCACGGCAGUGGGCCGAAGAUAAUGAUGUCCUCCUCGCCGAACAGCCGGACCAAUCUGUACUCGAAGUCACCGGAGCGGGACGGGCUCGAUACGAUCAUGUCCAAGCAGCAGCAGCAGCAGCAGCGCUUUCCCCCCUUUGUACGUCAGUCCACCUUUCCUUCGAACACGAACGACCCGUUCCUAUUACAGAUCCAAUCCCAUUCUUCACCCUCUUCUUCGUCCCUGUCAACGCAGCCUUUGCAGUCACAGCAGCAGCAGCAGCAGCAGCAGGGACCUCCGCCGGUAGGUCAGCAGCGCCAGCUGCCCACCUCCCCGAACCGGCUGGUGUUUAACAAGUCGCCCGACAGCGGGACCGAGUCGGGCCCGGGGGCGAGCGAAAGCGCCGGCACCAGCCCGCACCAGGUCGGGCCGGGCGGUAGGGGCGGAGCGCGCCCCGGCAGCUACCAAAUGACCCGCCAGGCCACACUCCCCAAUCCCGAGCAGCACAUGAAAUUGCUUCCCACCUCCCCUCCCAAAAAGCAACUGUCACCGCACAGCAUCAAGCGCUCUCCCGACUUUGCACGCCAAAACACGCUUCCGGCGGGCGCCAUGGCCCCCGCCCAGCAGCAGCAGCCGGUCGCGCCCGGUGGCCCCCAGUCGGCGCCGGUGCUGCUGCCGAUGGCGCUGGCCGCCGCCUCCUCGUGCAGCUCGCUGGUCGGCACGGACGGCACCGGCACCGGGGGAGCGCCGGCCGGCGUCACGAUGAACUCGCUGUCGGUGCACCAGCACGGGCCGAAGUUUAUGCCGAUCUCGCCGCGCCAGAAAGCCUCCUUUCUCUUUCCCCAACCUGCCGCACCCGCACCACGUCCCUUCCACUCACAGCAGCACUUCCCGACGCACCUCAACACCUCGCCCUCGGCAUCGACCGUCAGCAGUGGUGUGGUGGGGGGAGCGGCGAUCGGCGGCGGCGGCCCGAUCGCCGGCGUUAGCCACUCCUCCUCGACCUCGCUCGCGUCCGCGGUCGCCUCGAAGAUGAUCAAGGUGCGCAGCCACAGCAACGAGGAGUACACGAUGGCGCCGGCGGCCCGCGCGCCGCCCGCCCUGCUCGGCAUGGGUACGGUGAGCGAGGGGCGCCGCAUGCUGCCGGAAAUACCGACCGGGGGCGGCGGACCGGGCGGCAGCCGCUCGCCGAGACUGGUACGUCAAGAGCACGUGAGGGACGAGCUGCUGAUCGGUGGCGCUGGUCAUAGCGUUGCCGGGCACGGCCCGCACACCGCAGACAAACGAACCACCACCUCAUCAUCCUCCUCCUCAUCUCCCAAACAGAAAACGUUCGCCGAGGCGAAGCAAACGAUGGCGGCGACGGAGGACGGUACGAUGAUGAUGGGCUACGAGUUGUACGGCGGUGGACCAGCAGCAGCAGCAGCAGCGUCGUCGGGAUACGACGAGUUUUACGACGAGGAUCAAGAGUUUUCGCUCGGACCGAUCGAGACGGUCGGCUAUCAGGACGGUGAGGAGGCGGCACGAGGCGGCAACGAAGCGUUCAUGUUGAUGCAGAACCAGCAGCAGCAAAGACUGCCAUUUGUACCGAACGAUUCUAGUCCCGAUUCGGUGGGCGGAACGCCGGGCGUUAGCUACGGAAUGGCCAAUAGAAAGGAUCGGUUGCGAUCACGCCGGAAAUCGCGCGAUGUGUACGAUCAUCAGGACGAGCUGGGAGGCGGCGGCACUAGUGCCAUGAUCGAUGGCGUCGAUAGUGCUGUUGGCGGCGGCCCAGCAGUUGCUGCCCAUGUCAGUGAGCCAACCAAAAGGAAACCGGAAACGAUGCGCUCCAUCUCGGAGGAGGCACCUGCUGCAAAGCCGCCGAAACCGAUCACUCGUCGGUCGUUGUCACAUCCGGAAAAGGAUACACAGGUGUAUAAUUCGAAAAAGCUAGACUCGAGCAAAAUUCCCUCACCGAAACCACUGACGGAGCUGCAGGAUCGUCAACACAAACCAUCGUCGGCGAUCGGGUCGAGCACUUCGCCGCGCAGGAAGAACAUCAAAUCGUUCGACUGCGGUACGAUCACGUCGAAAGCGUCCAACCUGCAGCCGGGAAGCUACGGGGCGCAACAGUACCAGACACCGGACACCGGAGCAGGCAGUGGCGGCCCGUCGUCCGUCUCGCCCGGCAUCGUGACGGAGUCGAGCUGCAGCAGCAACAACACGCGCACCAGCGGUUACGGCGGGUCGGCUACGACGCUCGCCGGUAACGUACCCGGUGGCGGCGGAGGACUAGCCGGCACGGGCGGUGGUGCGAUCGGUGGCUUCCAGUCGUUCGGCCAGCGCAAGAUAUCGGCCUUCCAGCAGAUUUUGCAGCGCCAGCGGCUGCAGAAGCGAGACUCGAAAAGCCUGGACAUUGUGGCGUCGAAGCUGAUGGAGGAAAAGUACGGCAGCCGCGGUCAGGACGUGGACGUGUCGAAAUCGCUCGACGACGGUAUCUUCUCCGAGAGUGCCGGCCAUCAGUCGGACGACAAUAGCAGCGAUGAGCAUAUCAACCUCACCUACAAACCGCCCUCCUCGAAGGACAACAAAACCACCCUGGGCGAGGCGGAGAUCCAGAAUGCGGUCGAAGCGGCCGCCGUCAUCUUCAAGAAGGUGGUGCUGCAGCGCCGGGAAGAGAACAAGUGCAAACCAUCCAAUGCCAACCACGAGUGCCAUAGCAGUGCGGAUGGAUUGACCGACGAGUCCGGCACGCUCGGGGGCUACUCGUCGUCGGAAACGGAAGCUGCUGGGCGGAUGCAAUCGAUCGGUGGCCAGCAGAGCGUUCGACCGGGAGCAGCCGCGAUGCUACCGCCCGACUACGAAGAGUACCGGCUGGUGUUCUUCAGCUCCGACUCGUCCAGCAAGGAGGAAGAGUACGACAGCAGCUCGACCUCGUCCUCCACCGCGAUGCGGCAUGCCAGGCGUCACCGUUACUCGGCGGCGGCCUCCGCUCCCCCGCUGGACGAGUGCGACUGGGACUAUUUCGAGCCCGACAUGAUGCCCGGUGCGGACGAAGCGAAGAGUGCCUUCUUCUACGAGAUGCUUGCAAUGGCAACGGGCAUGGGGAAAUGUGAAGGAUUAUCCCACGGGCAGUGCGCGAACGCGGCGACCGGUAGCACAGCCAAAGCGAGCGGCACCCGAAAGCCCGACACUCAGCCACCAACGUCUGCGCCGUCGUCGCAGCCGUUCUGUCACUGUGAGUGCUGCAACCGUCGACAGAUGCAGUACGUACCGAUACCGGUGCCGGUGCCCGUCCCAGUGCCGAUUGCAGCCUUCCAGAGCUGGCUGUACGAGCAGCAGCAGCAGCUGCUGCUAAUGCACGGCGCUGGGUGUGCUACGGCAGACACGCUGGCCGGUGGCGCAUCGGCAGAGUUUGCGAUACGCACGGAUUUAAUGCAGCAGUUGUGGCAAAAGUUUGCCGAAAGUGAGGCGGCGAGCGUGCGCAGUAGUAGUGUUGCUCCGGAACCGGAACCGUCGACCGUAGGCAGAAAGCAGCAGCAGCAGCAGCUGCCCAACUAUCCGAAAUGUGCGUGCCGUGUUGGUGGUGGUAGUGCGCGUCGCGAACUGCUCGAAGCAACCUGUGCCACAUCCGAAAGCCAUGACAGCAGCGAUAAUGAGCGAAAUGCGGCUACGAAAGUGCGCACGUGCAAGCAUCUUACUGCGCGACACAGCAAGAGUGGUAGCGGUAGUGGUGGUGGUGGUGGUGCGGAAUCGGAACGUGUAUUCGGAACUGGUCGGAGCCCUGUGUCGACUGUCGGUGCAGUCAGUGCAUCAAACGCGUCCGCGGCUGGCAGUGUUAGUGUUGGUGUUGGUGGUAGAGUGCAUGUGCAGAAAGCAGCCCCAUCGUCGCCUACUGGUGCGGUUGGUAGUGUAAGUGAUAGCGCCCGCCGCUGUUCUUCGUUGCGUUCAUCUGAUCGCGAUUCGUCGUCGUCGUCAUCGGUGGUCGACGAAGCUGAUGCUGCUGCUGCUGCCGCUGCCGCUGCACUACAACUGCUACAUCGGGGCGGUGUUGUUGUACCACCAGUGCGCGCAGGUGAGUUCCCGGUUACGGCCGCCGUUCCGGUUACGGCGAGCGCAGCGAACGAUAUCAUCGCCAUUCAAGCGCAAGAUAAUAGCGGUGGCCGCUCGCGUCGGCCCGAAACACGCGAGAUUGCGCCGGACAGUAAUGUACGUGCCAGUGGUGCGGCAACAUCAUCAUCGGCACCGUCAUCAGCUGGGGGCACCACCACCAUCGCCGCAGCCGGUGCUGCAGGAUUAGAUACGAUGGAGCAGCAGCUUGCUAUUGUGUCGCCCGACGGGUUGCCCGAUAUCGCGUUAAAGCAGCGCGAACCGCCGACCGCCCCACAACAAAGCGUAGAAGCUUCAGCGGCGCAGCAGUUUGGGACAGCGCGCGAUAUGGCGAACGGCGACGACAAUCGAGUUGCGAGUGAUAAUCGACCGGGUGCGGGAAUCGAUAAGCGAACGGUAAACGAUGGCGACGAUACGCCGCCCGCGGCUAACGAAACCGUAGUGAAAGCAAGGGAAGCGGCGACGGCGACGACUUCCCGCGGGGCGGAGGAAGCAAGCGAACGCAAGGAGGUGAAACAGUGCGACCGUAGUGAGUGGUUGGGGAAGGGUUCUAAAAAUAGCACGAUGGUGAUGGUAGGGGAGGGCCAGCCGGAUGGGCACUUGCAGUACGAGCUGCUGUACCAUCUGGCCCAGACGGGCGGCCGAUCCUCACCGUCAUCGUCGAGUGCAUCGUCGAGUGAAGCGGAAAGCACCACCACCGCCGCCCUGGAGCAGCAGCAGGAGGGGGAGGUGGGUGGUGGCGGCACCCGUAAAGUCCGGGUGGGAAAGUACUCGUUCCAUUUGGCCGGCGGGAGCAACAGCAACAGCCCGUACGCCACCUCGGCCUCGUCCGCCGCCUCGUCGCUGAGGGAAAGGGGCAGCAGCUCCUCCGCGUCGUCGGACAGCGAGGACGGCGGCGAGCGACGGGAAGAUGAUGACGAUGAUGAUGAUGAUGAUGACGGUUGUUGCUUUGACGGUGAUGACGACGAGGAGGAGGAAAGAAGGCUACCACGCGGUGCUGGUGGUAGCAGUGGCCGUGGGAAGCGGUUCAGCGCAGUAAUGGUGAUUAAUCCGGGACGGGGGAGCAGCGGCAGCAGCGGCAGCAGUGACGACGAUGAUGGCGAAGGGCCAACCGAUACCGACAGCGACAACAACAACGACAAUCAAUCGAUAAAGGCGGAAGCGAACCGUCGCCGUUACGGUGAGGUUGCAGGCUUUCCCCCCGCGGGGGGCUACGACGACGACAGUGGUGGUAGUGGAGGGAUAGUGGUGCUAAAGCGAGUGAAAAACAUAUCCCCCGAUCGGGCGGAGGAGCAGACGGACGAUAAAUUGGUUCGCCAAAGUGCGGAGGUGUCAAUCGAAGAGCAGAACGAAUCGAUCGUAGGCAGCGGACGUCGGUCCGCCCCACCAUCGACCGAAGCGGCCAACGCAGCGAUGGCGCUGGUAGAUCACGGGCAACAGCAGCAGGGGAGCAGCAAUGUGGAACAACGGCAGUGCGACGACGAGGUGGUAGGAGGAAGCCGCAUAAGCGGCAAUACUGACAGCAGCAGCCCACCAGCAAACGUCGAACGUAGCGCGAAUGCUGGUGAAACGUACGCACACAACGAACCGCCGCAGCAGCAGCAGCAAAAGUUAGAAGAGAAAGGUGCACCCGACACGCUUGCGCUCGAUGCAGAUUGUUGCCAGCAGAAACACCCUCCCGAACAGCAGCAGCAGCAGGGCGAUAGCAUAAAAGUGGAAGAGAAACCACAACACCACGCACACCAUCAAGCGGGCGAGUCGUCGUCGUGCACGGACGGUAAUAGCAUUAGCAGCGUUACAGGUGUGUAUCGCGUGCGCACACCAACACCAGCGCAGGGGUGCGCGAAUGCUUGCGUCAGUGACGCGACGACGGAGUGUGAAUGUGUUGGUGGUGGCGCCACGACCAGCAGUACGGGUUGCUCGGUUGCUGCCCUGGGCGACAUAAGAUCACCCCUUACUACACCCCAAAGCAGCAGCAACGGUAACAGCAGCAACAAGUUCACGAGUCUUGUUAUGAUCACGGCUGCUGGCCCAUCGUCUCGCGUUGCCAGUGAUCAUCGAGAAAGUGUAAACGACGGCAGCGAAACGAACGAAGAAGCGGGUCUGGAAGCGGCCGAGAUACAGGUAAACGUAGCAAGUUCCUCCACCCCCACAACGGUGCUGGUGCUACCCGAAAGCGGGCCAGCAGAGCGGGCCAGUGAGGAAGAAGUGGUUCACGUUCUUUCGCCGUCCGUCGCCGUCGUACCCGAUGAGGUCACGCAGCAGCAGCAGUUGCUGCUGAAGCACACGACGGCGAGUGUAACAGAAACGACCUGCCCCAGUCUGCCAGAAUGUCUGCCAGCGCAGCGUCCGGCGGGUAGUAGUGGUAGCGGUACCAUGCAGCAGCAGCACCACCACGUACACACCACAGCAGCAGUGCAGCAGCCAUCGUCGUCUUCUGCUGCUGGUGCGGAUGCUGCUGAGCACGAUCGAAAGAGUUCAACGGAGGGGUAUGAACAAAACCCUGCGACGACAUUGAUCGCUGCUGCUGGAGCGCCGCUGGAGCUGGACCACCGCCCCGUCAUGGACGAGGGCGCCCGUAGUGACGACAGUGUUGAUCGUGGCAGUGACUGUGAUGAAUCGUACCCGCAUCAAUGUGUGCCCGUCCAGCGGGAAGGUGAAAAUGACGACGCGGCGGCGGAUGGUGUUGGUAGUGAUGGUGGUGAGAACUUUGUGAGCUUUGACUCGAUGGAGGAAGCGGCGGCGGCUCAGUUGUACAGUAGUGAGAUGGAACGUUACGCGGGCGACGAUGAUGACGGUGAUGACAUGCAAAACGGUAACGUGACGCAGGGUGAAAACGUUACCGUAACGACCGGCUCGGCCACACUGUCGGCGGUGAUCUGCCUGGAGGAUGGGCUGGCCGACGAUGACUCGUGGGUGGAGGAGAUUAGCCAGGACGAGGAGGAGUUCGCCACGACCACGGCGACCGAUUCCGAUCUGGACGAUUCGAGCGAGGAGAUGUCGUUCGCGAACGAUCGCGAGGAGGAGCUGCGCGGCUACAACCGGACGGCGAUCGAUUUUACGCUCCACACGAUCGUGGAGGAAAGCUGCGAGGAUAGCGAGAUGGAGGGUCGUGGAUCGGCAGGGACGCAUGGUCGCAAGCGAGGCCGGGGCCGUGCGCGGGGAGCUGGUGGUGGUGAGCAUGGCUUUGACGCUGGCGGCCGCGGCGGAGACGAUGAGGACGACGAUGACGACGAUGGUGACAAUCGGCGCGAUCCGGCCAAUCGGUUGUCGGCUUCCGAGUUGGAGAAGUACUUUUUCUACGGACUCAGCGGGGACGUUGGUGGUGGUGGUGGCAGCUCGAGCAAGCACGGCGGAGCUGUGGAUGGCGCCGAUGGGGCAGGAGGUACCGGGUACGGCAUGAUGCUGCACGACGAGCAGAGCGAAAUGUCGGAAGAAAGCAGCUCGCUGUGCAGCGAUGGGCACGAUUCGCUGGGCAGUGGGACGGCGUCGGGAAGUGCGUCGGCGGCGCGGCUGUCAGGAGCAUCGUUCGAAAGCCACGAUCCGGAGGACGACGAGCAGGGAGACCAUUCGGCCGACUCGGUGGCCGAUUUGGCGUCGUCCCGGCUGGAGAAGUACUUCCUGACCGGCUUCCUCGGGUACAACAGUACCAGCGAUCGGGGGAAUGGCGGCGGCGCUAGUGGUGGUGGCGUUGGCAAUGGAGGCGGUGGCAACGGUUCGGACGGAAGCGGUGGUAGCGUGGGCAGUGAUAGCGAGGGCCAUGCUAGUCCGGAGCAGCGUCGCAAGCGGCUGGUAAGGGCGAGGGGUGCGACUCGGUCCCACAGCUCGCUGGACAAUCUGCUGCUGGCAGGGAAGGAGUCGGAGCAGCAGCAGCACGGUCAUGAGUCGAUCGGAUCGAACGUUAGCCAGUCCGGUGGUGGUUCAUCGUACGAUGCGACUGGUAUGAUCGCCGGGAGUGGCGGUGGUGGUGGCCCCAGCUCCGGGAAUGCUGUCAUCGGUGGAAGCGGCGAUUUGGACAACUCUUCCGAGACGGAUACCUGCGACGAAUCGGCCUCUGCGCUGUAUGCGCACCAGGAACGGACGGAAUCGGCCUCACUGCACGACACGAUAGGCAAGCGGAAGAAAAAGUUUAUGGCCAAGAAGAUGGACGCAGUGCUGGCGCGGGCUGAGCAACAACAGCAGCAGCAGCAGCACCAUGCGCUCGCUGGGGACGCUGGCCCGGGAGCGAUUGGAUCCGAGUCGGAGGAUAGUCGAAAAACGCCGCUAUCGUCAAUUCCAUUCGAUGCGGGUGGCAGUCUGGUGGCGCCUGGCAGUCCAUCACUUCUACCAGUCGCAGGGAUCGAAAACUCGAGAAAGCAAACCAGCCGGGACAGUGGCUUCAUUGGCAGCAACGACGAUUUGCUAAAGGAGGACCAAGCGGGCUCGGCUUCGAAAGCAAUCGCCACGGCGACGGUGGAACCCAUCCUGGAGGAAGGCAAGGCGGACAUCAAAGAGGGCGGAAGCGAGAUGCUUUCAGCGGAGGCGCAACGUGCGCCCGAAAGUAGCGUCACCGCGCGGCCACCGAUCUCGCCCGGCUCGGCCGGCGGUCUGCCAAAGGGAGGCCUGGUGAAUUUGGUGCGCAAGGACAGCUUCAACAACUGGAGCUCGGACGAGGAGACGAACCUGAUGAUGUCGAAAAUGCGUCAAUUUUUCAAAUCCCUCGUGGCCGCCUCGGCCAACACGCGCAAGCUGCCCAACUCGACCGGCUCGACGCCGGGCGUGAGCGGGUCGAACACACCGCAGCAGGGUGGUAGCACGCCCGUCGCUCGGCCGCGCGCCGCCAGCAUGCGUACGAAACCGCCCCAGCUGGUGUACUUCGAGAGCGAGCUGACGCGGCUGAUGAAAACGGUGCCGGGCAUACGGGACGAGCAGGUGCGCGAGAUCGUCGAGUACCUGAGCAGCGAGGACACGUGGUCCGACUCGUACGACUCGUCCGACUACACCAGCUCCGACCUGGAGGGGACGGCGGCGGCGGCCGCCGUCGUCGGUGGCAAUCCGUUCGGGCUGCAGGAGGAAAUUUCGGCUAGCUGUCGGCAGAUCAUUAGCAAGUUUGACGGGAGCAGCGCCCGCAAGGAUGAGGAGGGUGACAUCGGCGACGGUGGCUUAGUGACGGUGGCGCAGAAGGAAGAAUCGCCGCUGAUAGCGCACCAUCGCCAUCAUCACCUUCAGCAGCAGCAACAGCAGCAUCAGCCACCGUACCAUCAAACGCCACUCAGCAAAGAGACUGCCUUCGUUUAUCAGCGUUUAGUGGCGUCCCUUUCCAAGGUCGUUGUGAACGAGCCUCCAGCAAGGCCGGACACAAGCGACGAACCCAUCGAUUCGGGCGCGAACGAAUCGGCAGCUACGGGCACGGCUGGAGCAGCGAACAAUUCCUCCUCGUCGCCUCCGCUAAUAGCGAAGGUGAUGCACCAUAUCGGAAGCCGAUUGGUGGCGCUGAUGCACGAAGUCAGCAGUGGUGAAUCGCACGCCAGCGUCUCGCCGAAACAGCAUCGUAUCAGCAGUCACCGCAAGGCGGGUCAAACAAUGCUACCGGGCGGUGGAAUCGGUGCGGCCGGCGCUAGUGCGUCAGCGACCGGUGCAAUGGGACACCACCAUCAUCAUCUGCAUCACCAUCACCAUCAUCACCAUCAGCACAUUUCGGCUACCACGACGGAGGACGAUGAGGAUAGCAGUACGUCGGAGAGCAACGAGCGUCAGCAUCAUUACCAUCAUCACAGGGCACGAGGGGCGGCCGUGGGAGCGAUAGCACCCGGUCCGACCACUCUCACCGGUGGGCCGGAGGAAGAGGAUGAGAUGGGAGCAGGCGAAGGUGGUGCUGCUGGUAUGUCGUCGUCGUCGUCGGCCUCGUACGCAAUGAUGCUGCCGAGGAGCAAGAGCCACGACCUGCUGCUAAGCGACCAGCGAACGCAGGGACAGUAUCAGUAUCCGUACUCCGGCACCGGUAGUGAUAUGGUGGGCGAGGAACGAGGAGAAGCGAGCGAUUACGAGCGGUUCUCGUGGCGCGGAAGCUUUGAGUCGGCGCUGCUCGCGAACGGCGACUCGCGCACGAAGCUGUCCAUGCUGGACAACUCGUCCUCCUCGAAAUCGAUACUGGUAGCAAAGCGCCGAUCGGCCGGCGAUCUGCUGUUUAACAAUCAAAACCUUAGCCAGGAGCAGCUGGACCGCGUACGGAGCUGCGGCAGCAUAGGCGGCGAUCGGGAAGAACUGUGGGAGGCGAAACAGCAGCAAUCGCACCAUUAUAAUCAACAAUACCUUCAAGUGCAACAGCAGCAGCAACCUCAUCAGCAACAUCACCAUCAACACUACCCGCCCAGCUCUUCCACGUCGGGCAGUCGGCGCCGAUUGUCCAGUGUGGCGGCCGACGAGGAGGAUACGGACUCGGACGAAGGCGUCAUGAAGGGAGGCAGCAGCAACAGGCUGGUCUUGGCUUCUCGAUCUACGCUACCGCGUAGCUUGCAGAACACGACGAUGACCAGCGGCACCACCAACUCGCUGCCCCGACUACCGACCUCGAAUCUGCAGACCAUCAUGCAGUCGGUAGCGUCCUCGUCCGCCGGCUCGUCCGCUCCGGGCACGCCGGGAUCAUCGUUGGUGGUCAGUGGUGCAUCCUCCAAACCGCUGUCUGCUACCACCGGUAGUAGUAGUGGUGGUGGUGUGGGCAUGGGACAAAAGUCGCAAAGUGUGUACCAUUUCCUGCAGAACAAUGUGAAAAGUGCGCGCUACCGGGCACCGGGCUUUAAUCGGCCACCGUCCGCGCCUAAGCGGGCCAUGUCCGCGCCCGGCCUGCAGCCACCGUAUCCAAGGCGCGAGCGGCGUAAUCGCAUGCAGCAACUGUCCAAUGAGGAAAGCCACAGCCCGGAGCUGACGGGAUCGACAGGCGCUCUUGGCACCGAGGACGAUCCGCACGGCAGCGGAGGUUCGCGCUCGGCAGCGGGCGACGGCUACGACCGGCAGGGCGACGGUACGGCCUCGAAUGGCAUGCAGCACAAGGGCGGAAGCAUCGUGUCGUCGCCGGUCGGAUCGGCCGGCGGGGCCAGCGACAAUUGGCCGUCCCAGUCGGACGAAGACAUCGACCGGCUGGUGGCACUGCAUCAGAAUCGCGCCAGCCUUAGCUCGCUCGGUGUACGAUCGGACUCGAUGGCGAGCGUGUACUCCGGCGCCGGGGAGGGCCGCUAUGGUACUGUUACGGUUCGCGGACAGAUCGAAUUCGGUAUGCAGUACAACUACAAGCAGGGCGCGCUCGAGAUCCACGUGAAGCAGUGCAAGGAUUUGGCGGCGGUCGAUACGAAGCGAAACCGCAGCGAUCCUUACGUAAAGGUUUACCUUUUGCCGGACAAAUCGAAGAGCGGUAAGCGUAAGACGAAGGUAAAGAAACACACGCUGAAUCCGGUGUUCGACGAAGUGCUGCGGUUUCACAUGAGCCUGAACAGUCUGCAAACGCGCACGAUUUGGAUCACGGUGUGGCAUUCCGACAUGUUUGGCAGGAACGACUUUCUCGGCGAGGUGAUGAUGGGUCUGCAGGACAAGGUGUUUGACAAUCCGCAGCCUCAGUGGUAUCAGCUUCAGGAGCGGAGCGAACCAUUCGAAGAUCUGUCCGCGUACAAGGGCGACAUUAUCGUUGGCUUAAAGUAUGUCUCAGCUGAUGCCGACGGGGGCGGCAUCAUGGGUGCCGGUAGCGGCGUUAUCGGUGGCAGCGGUGGCUCGACCAGCAGUGGCUUCGGGACGCUGAACCUGCGCAAGUUUAGCACACGCUCGCUCACGUCCAACUCAUCGUCGACCCUUUCCGGCCAUAGCAAGGGCGCACUGCACGUGCUGGUAAAGGAAGCGAAACACUUACAACCAAUCAAGUCGAACGGUACCUGUGACGCGUUCUGCAAGAGCUAUUUACUACCGGAUAAGAAUCGAAGCUCGAAACAAAAAACGCCCGUUAUCAAACGAACGAACUCUCCGGUGUGGAAUUACACCUUCGUGUACGAAGACGUUUCGCUGGCAGAACUGUCUGAGCGCGCGCUGGAGCUUACAAUAUGGGAUCACGAUCGGCUGGCAAGUAACGAAUUUUUAGGCGGCGUUCGCUUUUCGCUCGGAAACGGCAAACACAAUGGCAGAGCGGUCGAGUGGAUGGAUUCGACCGGCAAGGAGCUGUCGCUGUGGCAGAAUAUGAUUAAUCGGCCCAACUUUUGGGUGGAAGGGGCCCUGGUUUUGCGGCCGUCCCUGGAAAAUGCUAAAUUUUCCACAUAAUUUUCAGAACCCCCCGUAGAAAGCCGAGGAAUCUUAUAGUAGAGCCAGAUUCCUUCCGUACCCAUAGCAGUAAUUACAACCGCCCUUGUUCCAUUCCCUCAAACACUCUUCUCCAUCCUUAGCGCUGUUUGAUAGAACUUACGACAAGCAUAGUAAAACGAGUUAGCUAACGAGCAAAUGAUGAUAUGCGACGGACAAACAUGUGUGCUGUGUGCUGUGUGUGUUUGUGUGUUGCGUGCAGGAGUUCCAUCGAGCUCAUAAUGCACAAGGAGACACACUGACCACCACCACACACUACUAAUAAUCUAAGAUUAAGGAAAUGUGGAAAUAGAAUUGUGAUGUUGCUUUGCAAUCAACCUAUAUACAAUAUAUAAAACAUAUUGUGGUUAAUAAGAAACCCCUAGGUUAAGGUUUACGCGAAAGAUCUUUUUUCGCAAACUAGUAAGAUUUGAUAAGUGUAAUUGAAAGGAAAGCAAGGGUGACAUCGCACAUGCUUUCAACGACCAGGAAAGCAACAAUAUUGUAGAACGUGCAGAAAUUCCCCUGUAGCAUGUGGGAAGUGCGAGUGAGACACAAUGAAGCAUAAGAUCUUAAAAGUGAAAUGAGAGAAAAAAAGAGUAGAAAAGAAGGAGAAAGUAAAAUAAAUGAAAAAAAAAAAUCAUAUAUGAUCAAUCACCUCAUGCGAGAGAAGAAAUGAAUUUUUCUGUGUUCAUCUUUACCAUCUUAUACCGCGAUCAAUCAUAUCGAAUGAGAUUAGGCGAAGAAGGGAGGAAGAAUGUUUCGGACCAGAACGUUCAGAACUCUUGUAGGCUAUGCAAACAGGAAAAAAACACGUGUUCGUUUACUUCGUCACACAAUACUAGUACUACUAUCAAACACAUUAUUAUGCUCCAUCAGAGUGGCCAGACUGUGGAGCCCUAAAGCUCAAGAUUGUUGCGCCUCGAAACGAUCAGUUCGUCCAUGGUACAUCCAUCUACUGAAGGAUUAUUAUACGCUCACUAAUGGGACAGGGAAUAAUAGGAGAAGGGAGAAAUGUUUGCCUUUUUAAAAUGCAACUCUAUGUAACAGAAUUGAACGAGUAUAGAAAGCGUUUAGUUACAAACAGAAGCGAAGAAGGUAGUGUUGGGCAUAGUGAACCAGCUAGCUAAAUAGGGUAGGGUUUGAUCGUUUUGAGUUUUCCUUUUGUCCUAUUUGCGAGUAGAGAGAGAGAGAGCGAGAGUAGCGUGGACAUCGACAAUUGAUCUUGGACACAUAUCAUAUGCGCCCGCUCAUUGGUACAUCAUAUGCGUGAUAUAACAUUUCCACACCCCCUUUCCCACCCCAUCCACCUUCUACUAAUACUUUAUCAAGCAAUAGUCAGUGGACGGCUUCGUUAGUCGAGCGCAGGGCGAGCAGCAAAUCUUUUUCUUGUUAUAAACUUUUUCAUACCACAUAUUGACGCUGAUUGUUGUUAUACACUUGAUUCCUCUUGAGUCUGAAUCUGAUGUAUAUGUAAUAUGCAAAUAUGUAGACGAAGGGUGUGUGUGCGUGUGCGGUGCGGUGCAGUGGGUGAGUGCGCCCGCUGCUGGUGUUUGUGUGUGCUUGUAUGUAAAAAUUCUGCAACAAGCACACACGCACACGCACACGCACGCAGGCAGAGACGUGGCAUAAAUGCAGAAGCAUAAAACAAAUUUAGCGACAUAUUUACAAUUCUUACAAAACAAAAACCAAUCAAAUGACUGACCAUGUUUAUAUGAUAUAAUUAUAAUAAUGAUACGAUUUAUCACCAUAUUCGUUUAUUCGUAAUAUGGCCGAUGAUGAAGCAAGCAGAGAGAGCGAGAGAGGAGAGAGCAUUAUUCUAGAUGAGCCUGAACAAGCAAGUAGUCUUGUGAAUCGACCUUUGAUCAAUUUAUUGAACUGCUCUUAAAACGAACGAAGAACGAACGGCUAGAACAGUGUUAAUCAAUUUACAGUAAACUGAAAAAUAGAGAAAGAGAGGGGACAGAAAAGUAGAUGUUUGAUUGAAGUUAUAAAACUCUGAAAUAGAUACAGAUAAUGUGGAACUAACAAGAAACAAAAAACCAAACCAACAACAGGACACUUUGAAGAAAUUAUGAUGGGGAGAGGAUCAUCUCGAAAAACACACACAAGAAAAAUAACUCGUGCGCUCGAUCGCGCGAGCGUUUUGACUGGUGAUUUGUGUGUGCUUACGCAUACGUACAAUAUACACACGUACUUUUGUAAAACGAAAACAAUUGUAAAGAUAAUUCUAUUGAUAAACAAUUAUAUUAUACACACGCGGAACCAUGGUGGGGUGGUAGAACAAGCAAAAGAAGCAACAAAAAAACCAACCAACCAACUAACAUGAAUCACGCAAAAAAUCUUAUGAACUUCGCGAAUAGAAUGUACUACUUAUAGAUUUCCUUCUCCUCGUUAUACAUUACCCUAGCUUGAGGAGGGGAGAUUAAAUUCAUCCACUAACAGACACUCCCACGCACGGGAGACAGAGAUAGAGCGAUAGGAAGAGUUGUGCACGAUACUACACUAGAAAGAUUAGUAUUUAUCAUCAUAAUAGUAGAAUCAUUGGCGGAAUUCAACCAAACCCGGUCGUCGUAGUCGUUCUACUUAGCGACUCGCGUUUGUUUCGGUAGCGCAGUGGUUCGAUGCGAUGAAGAAGGACCAUUCAAUUGUUGUGACCAGUCUGUUGUGCGUCGUUGCUGAAUAUGACCACGCAGAAUAACUGAAUCGGUAGAAAGCUAGUAGAAAAAUAGCAUUCUGUACUAAAAACAAGAAACGUUGCUCCGAUAUAGCUAAGGUAUACGAAACUCUGAUCCACACAUCCAUUUUUCAUGUUCACCCUGAUGUUUGUGUUUGGACAUCUGUGUUUGUUGGUUCUGUUUUGUUUUUUUUGUGUGUUUUGGUUAUGCACAUUAUAAGAUUUUGAGAAUACUUUUGUGCGUAUUCCGUAAAAAAACUACAAUAAAACGACGUUUUUGUUUGUUGUUAGUUGUGUUCAACGUUUGAAGAAACGCUUCCUGCGACUAUUACCCCUUUGUCCCGUUUAAAAAAGUGGGCUAAACUAGCUCCAGUUAUAUCAACAGCGAGAAUGAAGAGGAGACAUCAAAUGUAGUAUUAUAUGCACUCGAUCAAUAAUUAUUAAUACGUAACAAACAAUAUAAAAACUGUAGUAUUCAAAGAAAGGAAUAUCAAUUGAUUCAAAAGAGUUUGUCUGCGAAAGACCAUUCAUAUACAUACAUUCGCUUACUCUGGCACAGUUGAUUGGGCCACUUGUUUCGUUUGUGUUUUUUGGCCUUAGGCUAAUGUAGGGAACGUUUGCACCGUUAGUUUUCUAACAUUUAAAGGGUAAUAUUUAACUGGCUUGUGUAGUAUCCGUUUAUUUCCCCGUCCCCUGUCGCAAAACAAUAAACCGAAGAACCAAAUCAUACCCAUAUGAUGAUGAUGCUGCUGCUGCUGCUUGGUACAGCGCGAUAUACAGAGUUUGUUCGUUAAUGUUGGCUCAACGCAACUGUCUUAUUAUCUGAUUGAUUAGAAUGGAGGGCGAAACAAAAGACAAAAAAAAAACACACUACCGCGAGGCAAUCAAGAAAAAUUAGAAAUGAUGAAUCGUUAGUAGCUUAUAAUUGCGUACUUGCACGCACCGCGCUUAUCGUAGCUGUUCGGUUCACACGACCAUCACCAUCAUCACCCCAUCCCGCGCGUUCUACUUCAGUGAAUGCUACUUAUACAUAUAUAUAUAUAUAUUGUACUGUUGUGAGUCGGGGAAGUUCAGCUUGUUGUUGCAUACCAACUUUUUUUGUAUAAAAAAGCAGUAGUACAAUCAUUCAUUGCAAUUUCGUGUAGUGAGAGAAGCGUUAAUUAGAACCAGCAACAUGAAGCGCCACGAUGGUUGAAUGGAAUAAUAGGAAUGGAAGGGAGAUUCAACAAGAAGAUGGGAUUGUGUAAAGACCCGCAGAGAAAGAGAGGAAGAGAGAUCGUAUAAGGAUGGACACAAGGAUACAUUUUGCCAAAGCCGAGGGAUUUCAAAUUUUCGUUAGACGCGCCGCGUCGUUCGUUGCCGUCGUGUGGAAGAGAUGAGAUUAUUUUCCUUUAAAUAUUAGUUACAUGAUAAGUAUUACGCACGAUUAGUAUUAUCAUUCCCAUUCUAGUGUAUGCUGACACAUUCAUGUAUCGCUAAUGUUAUUAUUCUUAUUAGUGAGGUUUCCAUGUAUCUGUUUCCCGAUCGGUCAUGAUCGUGGGAAUGAUGAUCACGUUGUCUUAAGACAAUCAAGAAAACAAGGGAAAAAACUGCUUACAGAAAGGGACAGUGCAUUUGGGGGGUCAAUUCCUGUGAAUGAUUUAUUUUUCCUUUUGCUGUUGCUGUGAGCAGCUUGCAAUUUCCAUCCUUAUGAACACACGGUAUUAUUAUACGAUGGCGCUGUUGCGCUGUUAGCAGAAAAGCGGCAAAAAUUGUAGAUAAAACACUAGCACAGAGCGCCGCCGCAUCCCUUGCAAACCAGACUGGGUUUUGGUGCGGAAAAAAUAGACAAAC
This is a messenger RNA of Anopheles gambiae (African malaria mosquito), 19495 nucleotides long. RefSeq lists its product as uncharacterized. The record is from RefSeq and is a predicted model, not a curated record. Gene Ontology annotation, biological process: exocytosis. Gene Ontology annotation, molecular function: neurexin family protein binding. Gene Ontology annotation, cellular component: plasma membrane; exocytic vesicle. The coding region runs from base 1495 to 14967 and encodes 4490 amino acids. NCBI's taxonomy places the organism in Eukaryota, Metazoa, Arthropoda, Insecta, Diptera, Culicidae. The transcript is spliced from 12 exons.